UUUAAUAUUUAUAUAGAACUGCAGCUCUGCUAAGGCGGAAGAGCUGUCCUAAGAUAGCACAGCAAAAUCAAAUUGAACCAGUGAGACAUUAUUACUAUGGGCAGAUAAACUCAAACAAUAGUACCAUUUACAGUUGCCGGCGCACACAUUUGCAUAUGAGGAAAAUAGGCAAAUUAAGUGUGACACUCUUCCCGUCACAAUGAAAGAGUGAUGUUCUGAAUGUUGUACAGUGUGGAGAGAGAGUUUGUUGGAUGUGUGUGUGCUGUUUGGAUUGCGAGAAGACACCGGGAGAUGCUCACAAUGGAGCAAAUAGAGGCAGCUAUUUACCUGAAGAUGAAGAAAUCUGGUAGUCUAAAUGAGAAGCAGAUGGAAAAAAUGGAGGGAGUGGGGAGGGAUCUUACUGUGGACAGAGGACAGAGAGAGGACAUCCUCAGGUGGUUUGUGGAGACUCAGGCCGUGUCAGUGCUGUGUGAUGGAAGUUUUCCGCCCUGGUUCCAAGGCUUCAUCUCCAGACAGGAUGCAGAAGAUAAGCUCAGAGACAAGAGUGUUGGUUGCUUCCUUAUCAGACUCAGUGAAAAAGCCAUUGGAUAUAUUCUUUCAUACAAAGGACAUGAUCGUUGUCGCCAUUUUGUCAUAAAUCAAACCAAAACUGGCCAGUUUGUUGUUUCUGGUGAUUCUAUCCUUCAUAGCAGUCUCACAGAGCUGAUAUGUCACUUUAAAACUACACCUAUCCAGCCUUUUGGAGAGUACCUCACUUCCUACAACACAGACUCCGUGGUAGAGGACCCCACAAAUGAGCUUUAUGAUAUGGUUCAAAGUAAGCACAGUGUUAACUUAGGAGUGAGUGUUAAGGCUUUAAGAAGUUUGUGGGAACAAACCUGCGAUGUUGCUCAUGGGACGCCUACGGUUCUGUCCACUAAAAGUGGCCGCAAGCUCACUACUUCUACCUCUUUUGACAGGAACAGCCUCUCACAGGACACAUGGAAUUCACCUGUGCCAAAAAAAACUGCACCACUUCGGAAUUCUUUAAGUGCUAGCUUUGCUGGUGCACAUCCUUCACAUGAACAACACAGCUAUUCCGAACCAAGCACAUCUGGAAGGUCAGGGGUUGAUGAGACAAUUAAUGGCAGGAGAAGUUAUCUCUGGGAUACUGAGGGCUCCAACUCUCAGCUGAAGUGGCCAGAGAACAGCUACAUCCCUACUACAUCUAUACAAACAACCCCCAAAAAAGAAAACUGGAAUAGGUCACUCCUUUUCCAGGAGGAAAACAGUGAAGAGCCACAGUCUCUGACCAAUAACACUUGCAACCCUAUGCCCUCUUCCACUUCACAACCUCCCUUACUACCACCCAACACAGCCUUCAGCUCUUAUGCUGUACUUGACUUUAAAAAGCCCCAUAAUGGUGCUGGCCAAUCGCCUUAUACUGGGCAGGUAGCGCUGCAACCCAAUUCACGCUACCAGACAUCCUCCGGCAUUUGUGCUGGGCAGGAGGACCAGCCUGAGCCAGAUUGUAACAUCCAUGCAAAGACCAUCUACAAUACCCUUUUAGUUGAAAACCCCUACCAAGUCAUACCUGACCAAUGUGACAACGACAGCUAUGAGCACAUCCCUGAAAUACAGGAGAACAAUACCUAUGAGGAUAUCCCAGGGAUAUUUAGCGACACUUAUGCAAGUUUGGAGGAGAUUCAACCACACAAAGAGAACUCCUGGGGAAAGAAGAAUCAGAAGUGGUGGAAAUUCCGUCCAGAGAGUUGGAAAAAGUAAGAAUACUAUGGUCAUCAUAGUAUUUUACAGAUUGCUAGAGUUCUAGGUGAAGGCAAAAGUUAAGAAAAAUAUUUGUAUAAUUGUUUUCUUACAUUUUGUUCUGCUAUAUAUGUUCAGAGAUUUAAAGUCAUUAUUUUAAUGUUGGUGUAUGUAUUACAUAACUGUCUAUCAGUAGAGUAAAGGUUCCAUUGUUACGACAUGCUGAAAAUUGUUGAUGCAAAUACAAAGUGAUAGUUCAAAGUGAUGAUUUUGAUCAAAUGUAUUUUUAUAUGAUAUUUAAAUAACAUCUCUGAUCAUAUCUUUUAUUAUUAUUAUUAUUAUUUGUAGUGUGGAGGAGGGCGGGGUCAGGCUGGAACAACGCACGCCCAGUCCCCAAUCAGCCUGAUGGGGGCGCGCGAGGGAUAAAUGCGGCCAGUGAUGCCAGUUCGAGAGAGAAUGACAGGCAGCUGCUCUGUGUGUUUAUGUUUGUUUGUGCGUUGUUCCAGCCCGGCCCUGCCCUCCUCCGCUCUACAUUAUUACUAUUGCAUUUCCUGCUGUUUUUAUUUUUUAUUUUUUGAAGGACCAUGUCUUUCUACUCACUUAAGACUGGACAUGUAAUUUAGUUUUGUGUGUACUGAAUUCUUAGUCUGUCAGCUUUAAAUGUACAGUUUCUGAUACAAUAGAAAACACUGUACCCAGUAACUCAAUAAAGC
Xyrauchen texanus (razorback sucker) is the source of this 2456-nucleotide messenger RNA. RefSeq names its product SH2 domain containing 7 (gene sh2d7). Bases 220 to 1764 code for a protein of 514 amino acids. The transcript is spliced from 6 exons. Gene Ontology annotation, cellular component: cytoplasm. The record is from RefSeq and is a predicted model, not a curated record. NCBI's taxonomy places the organism in Eukaryota, Metazoa, Chordata, Actinopteri, Cypriniformes, Catostomidae.